AUGGUCCGCGGUGGUCCGCAACUACGUACCUCCAGUCCCCGCCCAUUGAUACUUCAGAAUCACUCAAAGUGGAAAAAUGAUGAGAGCUCGUCGAUUUCGUCGGCUGACUCAGCGCUUGACGAGCUCACAUCGCACAUCGAUCACCGCCGUAACCAUAAAUGGGAAUGGUUGAGAAAAGAAGCGAAAAGUUUUGUGGAUGACGUCAUCAAUGCAUUCGAAACCGGAACUCCUGGCGAGCAGACGACGCAGCAGGAGACGGAAAAAUUGUCAGCUGUUCAGUUGAGAAAGGAUAUUAAGAGAUUUUACUCGGCAGUACACCCGUACCUCGAAGUGUUCUCCGCCCUCUACGACAUUAUCAUGUGGAAGAACCCCCUAUCCACCCUCCUCCUCAUCCUCGUCAUCAUCUACUCCCUAUAUCGUGGAUGGCUGGCGACUCUCCUCCUCGGAUUGUUAAUUUUCCAAUUAUCGAUUAAUUAUCUGAGUUCAGUGAAGAAUAUCGACUUGGGAUGGAUGUUCCUCCCCCGGAAACAAGUCAUCAUGCCGAAAUUCGAUAUAAGUGGUGCCCAAUUAAUUUUUGAUAUUGCGAAACUCGCUCAGAAAUUGUUGAGAUUCGGAACGAAUAUUCUGGAAAAAAUCGAGUCGCUGUUUUUGUGGAAAAAUGAGAAAGUGACACGUGUUUUCUUCAUUUUAUCAUUCUAUUGGCUUCUAUGGUCCCUAUUUUUCACUGCCGGUACUUGUAUUGGAUGGACCGUCCUGGCUAUUGGAAUCCGUAUAUUCUUUACCACGUACUUGUUCCAACGCUUCCCAAAAUUGAAGACUCGUUUCGACACCUAUGGAUAUUUCUACCGUAACCUGCCCAUCCGAUCCGCUAUCACACCGAGAAGUCAGCCAGUUAGUGGCCGGUCUGAUAGGAUUACGAUGACUAAUGUGGCGGCACAUCAUCAUGACUUGGAGGAGAGAUGCCCCACUCCCAGCUCGCGUAGCCUCCAAGCGUAUUGUGGCGAGAAAUUCGAGUCCCGCCUCGGCUCCAAUUUCAAUUUGGAUCAAUCAGCCGCCGUGAAUCUUCUCCUCGGACCAAACCACCGUAACCCGGUCCCUCAUCUUCCAACUCAUUACGACUCUCAUCCUCAUUUGGAUACUCUUCUCGACUCGCCUCCUUUGACCGCCCAUUCUGAGUUGAGUGCUACAGUAUCCCUGGGUGGUCUGACGGUGGCUCCUAGUACUCCACAUGAAUUCGGGGGACCCAGUACUUCUAGACACCCUUCAAAGAGCUCGUCGGUUGAGGAGCAUGAUGAGGAUGAGAAUGAGCACACGUCGGAGUGCGCCGACCCGAUUAUUGAUAAUGUUAUUGCAUUCCGUAGCUGUGUGAUGAACGAGAAGGAGCGUCUGUUCCCAAUGGGCAUCACACCCGGGAUACUGUACCUUACCGACGCCGCACUCGUAUUCCGACCGCGUAAUCAAUCGGAUGAACAGUUGAUGAUGCUCUUCCACGAUUUGAAAUUGGUGAAAAAAACGCAAUCCCUCCGCUCAAUGUCCCUGAUCACUGGAACCCGAAAAAGCCUUGACAUCCACAUGGAAGGCCGUCGUAAACCAGUCCAAUUCAUUGGACUCGCCAAACGCGACGAUUUUGUCACACGGAUUCAGUUGAUGUGUCGCAACGCCGGGGCGAAUGUCGAUUUUGCGGAAUAA
This is a messenger RNA of Caenorhabditis remanei, 1689 nucleotides long. RefSeq lists its product as uncharacterized. The transcript is spliced from 6 exons. Bases 1 to 1689 code for a protein of 562 amino acids. Gene Ontology annotation, biological process: negative regulation of toll-like receptor 9 signaling pathway; apoptotic process. The record is from RefSeq and is a predicted model, not a curated record. Lineage: Eukaryota; Metazoa; Nematoda; Chromadorea; Rhabditida; Rhabditidae.